Molecule: messenger RNA, 128 nt
Organism: Racocetra persica
Lineage: Eukaryota; Fungi; Glomeromycota; Glomeromycetes; Diversisporales; Gigasporaceae
Source: the annotation of a GenBank genome assembly
UUACAAGGCUAAUGGAAUAUUUAUUAGAUUACGAAGAUGACAUGAAGAACCACCUACCAGGCUUUGCCUUGUUUUCUCUCUACUUAGUUACAAGCUUAAUGGAACAUCUAUCAGAUUAUGAAGACGAU